Octopus bimaculoides (California two-spot octopus) is the source of this 2956-nucleotide messenger RNA. RefSeq names its product cell division control protein 42 homolog. The record is from RefSeq and is a predicted model, not a curated record. Gene Ontology annotation, biological process: small GTPase-mediated signal transduction. Lineage: Eukaryota; Metazoa; Mollusca; Cephalopoda; Octopoda; Octopodidae. Gene Ontology annotation, molecular function: GTPase activity; GTP binding.
UUACAAAACACAGACCGAUCGAGAGAGGGGAGAGGAGAAGGCAGAGAGAGACAUGGCAGUCCUAAGUACAUACUUCGCCUCCGAUUUCAAAAACCUGAGAUUAUUUCAUUCAGUCUCUCAUUGAGAGCUCGACAGGAGAGGUUCGUUCGCAAUACCCGAGAAUUUCGCCAACUACCCGGACUGAUAUUUUAUUUGUUUAUUAUUAUUUUUUGUCGGGUGGAAGUGUGUGUGAGUGCGCGCGUGUGUAUUUCUACAGAUUACACCUUGACUGUGUUGUAUAUCAAACCAUUUUUCUCUCUUUCCAUUUUUUUUUCCUUUUUCUUAUAUUAUUGUUAUAAUACACACACAAUCCACGCGCGAACACUUCACAUAUCUAUCUAUCUAUCUAUCUAUCUAUCUAUCUAUCUAUCUAUCUACCUAUCUAUCUAUCUAUUUAUCUAUCUAUCUAUCUAUCUGUCUGUCUGUCUGUCUAUCUGUCUAUCUAUCUAUCUGCCUAUCUAUCCUGUCUGUCUAUCAACGGUGUUGGAAUGCGUGUGUCUUGUACAGACAGCAAGACGAAUCUACAGAACUUGGAAUUUUGCGCACUUAAGAGACUACUGGAGGAAAACUACAAGACGACAUCACAUGCAGCGUCAUCGUUGGGGUUGGUCAAUGAAAAGAAGUCUGAAGUUCCUUUGAAGAUCUUCUGCCAGUCAAAACUUGGAAUUGUUUAAAAAGAAAAAGAGACCAAAAAGAAGAGAAAAAAAAAAACAGGAUCAAUUUGCCGAAACGAAAUAUAAAACGAAAGAAAACAUAUCAUUGUAUAUCUCUAUAUUUACAUAUGAUCAAGUGAAAGGGAUUUUACAAAAGACAAGACUCUGCAUUACUCUAUAAACAACCAUACGUAUAUAUAUAUAUAUAUAUAUAUAUAUAUAUAUAUAUAUAUAUAUAUAUAUAUAUAUAUAUAUAUAUAUACGCACUUGUAUGAAGUAUUGACACGAACAUAAGAAAAAUACGAACCAACCAGCAACCCAGCCAAGCUACACACAUUGAAUUACAAGACGUACAACAACAUACUUUAUAUAGCACACGUCAUAGUCACACACUACACAGAUAUAUUUAUAUUUGUAUUUAUAUUUAUAUGUGUGUGUUCCUGCCUACGAUUUCCUCUUAGAAAUCAAUCGCACGGCUAUAAUCGAUAACUUGUUAAUUAUAAAUUAUCAUUUGUUCGACUACUUUCUUCUGCUGACACUCGUUGCUGUUGUGAGUUGAGCUGCUUAUAUUUACAAAUAAUUACAACAACUUCGACUAUUCCUACCACUAUUUUCAUUAAUCAUCAUCGUCAUUAUUAUCAUUAGUACUAUUAUUAUUAUUAUUACAACUACUACAUGUUGUUGACGGUCUAAGAUAUUUAGAUUAAUAAACCGGUUACUGUCUCAGUAUCGUCUACUGGAAGUACCCGGGGUGAAGUAAAGAGGAGGGUGUGUGGAGCAUAUUUAAUAUUUUUUUUUUCAAUUAAAUCUUUGUUUAUAUACAUAUAUAUAUAUAUAUAUAUAUAUAUAUAUAUUUAGUUUGGUCGCUUUUUAGUUUCGGGUGAGCGUUAAGGGAACGUUCAUUGCGUGUGGGGUUUUUUUUAUAUUACCAAGUUAGCUUGUAGCGAGAGUAGUUGUAGUGGUGGUAGUAGUUGUAGUGGUUUUGUAGUUGUUGUUGUUGUUGUUGUUGUAGCUGCUGUAGCGGUGGCGGUUGAAGUUAGAGAGGGUUGUGUGUGUGGAUGUGAGUGUGAAAGAAGCGUGGGUGGUGCUGUGUGCAGAAGAAUGCCUCCACAGGCAACUAUGGAUCAACAACAAAGCAAUAACUUAUUCUCUGUAAAACGCGGCGGCGGCGGUGGAGCGAGCAGUGGUAUUAGUGGCAGUAGUGGUGUCAGUGGUAGCAGUGGUGGCGGUGGCAGCAGUGGUGGUGGCGGCGGUGGUGGUGGUGGGGGUGCUGGUGGUAGUAGCAGCGGAGUGUCUUCGCUACCGUCGCCCUCCUUCUCGGCGUCUACAUCCGACUACGGAAAUGGCGCCUCUUCUUCUUCAUCAGCAUCAUCAUCAUCAACAUCGUCAGCAUCGAUAAUGCCAUCGCCUUUGGAACACCGCCUACACCUGCCACAUCAACAUCAACAACAACAACACUCACAGCAACAACAAGCAGAAGAUGGACAAGACCAACCGGGUCAACAACCCCCUAAAGUAAAGUGUGUGUUGGUUGGUGAUGGUGCUAUAGGCAAGACCAGUUUAAUUGUUAGUUACACGACCAAUGGAUAUCCAACGGAAUAUGUACCAACAGCAUUUGAUAACUAUUCAGUGGUUGUGUCGGUCAAUAACAAACCGGUCAGUCUACAGCUUUGUGAUACUGCUGGACAGGACGAUUUUGAUUCGCUACGUCCUCUAUGUUACCCGAACACAGAUGUCUUCCUGCUUUGUUUCAGUGUGGUCUGUCCUUCGUCUUUCCACAACAUUCUUGACAAAUGGUUACCAGAGGUGCGGCAACAUUCACCGAAAACCCCCAUCAUCUUAAUUGGUACUCAGUGCGAUCUCAGGAACGAUGUGAAAAUCCUCAUUGAACUGGCUCGCUACAAAGAGGCCCCAAUUGCGGAAGCCGAUGCCCAGCGCCUCGCCUGCCAAAUUGGGGCCUAUUCGUAUAUUGAGUGCUCGGCACUGACGCAAAAGAAUCUGAAAGAGGUCUUUGACAGUGCCAUCAUUUCAGCUUUGAACCUUGGUAAACCUACUCUACCCAGUGUGCCUUCGGGCAAAUCGAAAUUGAAAAAGAUCAAUCCAGACGUACCACCCCAUAAAAGGAAAAAGGGUUGGAAAAAGUUCUUCUGUGUGUUUUAGAAUGUCAAAGACACUUGUGAGUAAAGAAGAGAGUGCGGGAGAGAGAGAGAAAGAAAGUGAGAGAGAGAGAGAGAGAGAGAGAGAGAGAGAGAAAAAGAGAGGGA